AAGCGUAACUAAGGAGGGAGGAAUCUGGCUCGGAGCCAAUUUGGAGUUCGGUCCGUCCAAGGACGACGCCCUUCGCUUCUUCUUCUUCGCGUCCGGGUGCCAAAAGUGUCUUUCGUGAGCGCGGGGUGGACGCUGCGUCCUUGGGAGGAUGAGCGAGGAGCCGAGAGGCUGGGUCGAGAGGGUGACGGAGGUCCCGCCGAAUCCGGUGGAUGUGUAUCGGCACAGUCCCGUGAGACUGCUGGGUUACGCGAACGAAGUCGGCGAAGCGUUUCGAGCCCUGGUCCACGUGAACUGGGUCAGACUCUCCUACGUCAUCGCCAGCACCUACGUCCUUGCCGACACGCUCGACAAAGCCCGCCGAGUCGCCCAGAGCAGCAAGACCUCCCCCCUCGCCCUCCGCCGCACCCGCAUCACCCACUCCGCGAUCGACACCCUCCUCUGGCAGUCCUUCGCGUCGGUGCUGAUCCCGGGCUUCACGAUCAACCGGCUCUGCGCCCUGGCCCGUCUCCUCCUCCGGGCCCGGGCCAAGGCCCACCCUUGGGCCCACCGCUGGGCCCCGACCGCCCUGGGCCUCGCCGCCAUCCCGUUCAUCGUCCGGCCGAUCGACGCCGCCGUGGACCGGGCCAUGGACUUCGGCGUCCGACCGUUCUUCCGGGACUAGUCACCGUCGCACCGUCACCGUCGCACCGUCACAGUUCUUCGUCGGCGACUGAGGCGCGAAGAUAGCAGGAAUAAAGGUGGCAUUCCUUCCAGG
Darwinula stevensoni is the source of this 754-nucleotide messenger RNA. NCBI's taxonomy places the organism in Eukaryota, Metazoa, Arthropoda, Ostracoda, Podocopida, Darwinulidae. The record is from the annotation of a GenBank genome assembly.